This is a messenger RNA of Saprolegnia diclina VS20, 1844 nucleotides long. RefSeq lists its product as hypothetical. NCBI's taxonomy places the organism in Eukaryota, Oomycota, Saprolegniomycetes, Saprolegniales, Saprolegniaceae. The record is from RefSeq and is a predicted model, not a curated record. The transcript has a single exon. Bases 236 to 1669 code for a protein of 477 amino acids.
ACUUCAACGUCGCAGGAAGAGAUGCCGUGGGUUAACAUACCCACGUCGCCAAGUCUCUUGCGGUUGCGUGACUGUUGUUUGUCUCAGUAUUUGUAUGCGGUUUUUAAUUGGCUUGCAUGUAUACACAGAUCCCAAUUGCAUUUUAUUAAAAAUAAAAUACGUGUCACGGGACCUUGUGGCGGUCAACGCAGCGAGCCCUCAUUUCGAGUAAACCGAGUUGUUGGCACGGACGACGAUGGCACCGUCGGCGUCGGUCCCGCUGGCCGUCUGCGUCAUGGAGGGCGACGCGAUCCUGCAGCGCUCGUUGACGCACGCGCUUCCGUCGACGACCUUUGUGGACAUCCUCAAGGCCUUUGCCGCCGGCCAGUAUGCGCAGCGCGUGAGCGGCGCGGUCGUCCGCGUCGGCGACGCCGCUUCCAAGAUCCUCAACCACGCCGCCGACAUGGACGAGGUCGACAUGUUCAUGACGUACGAGGACGCGCUCCAUGUGCUCGGCGAGAUCAAGAAGGUCGUGUUCCUCCUUGCGCCGCCCAGCGCGAUGCACUUUCUCUCGCCGCCGCUCUACGCCACGCCGUCGCCCGCGCCGUACACCCUCACGACCAAGAAGCGCCGGCUCCAGAACCGAACCGCAACCUCGCUCGAGAGCCAGCACAACAUGGUAGCGAUCGCCAACAUCUUGCACCAGGCGCAGCCGGCCCACGUCAAGUACCUCGUGCUGCCGUCGCGCUACAAGGUACCGGCGACCGACCCGUUCCCGCUGCCAUUGCGCGGCACGACGAUCGACGUCAUGGUGUUUCGCCAAGCGUACAAGGUGCGCAUCCUCGAGCCCGAUAUUGUCGCGGCCCUCGAUGCGCUUCACUUUGUCUGGGACGUGCAAGAGCACAAGCGCGACAUGAACCUUCUCGCACUGCGCACGUACAAGCAGAUCUGCGGCGACCUUCUCGUGCCCGAGCGCUUCCAUGUGCCCGAAGACGACGCGUGGCCGUCCGAGGUGUGGAACCUCCAUCUUGGCCGCGUCGUGCGCAAGAUCCGCAGCUACGGCCCCGACGGCCCGGUGCAGCGCAAGGACGAGCUGCUUGCGAUGGGCUUUGUGUGGGAGCACGCCGACUUCCAGUGGAACAUUCACUUGCACGCGCUGCAGAUCUACCGCCGCCUCCACGGCCACAUCAAGGUGCCGCAGUUCUUCAAAGUGCCCAACGAAGAGAACGCGACCGUGGCCACCUGGCCGCGCGACAUGUGGGGGCUCCAGCUCGGCCGCAUCGUCAACAGGCUGCGGCUGACGAUGGACACGAUGCCGACGUCGCACAAGCACGCGCUCGACGACCUCGGGAUGGUGUGGGUCGCCAGCAAAAAGUUUAGCUGGGAACACCGCCUUUUGGGCUUGACGACGUUCAAGCGCCUGUAUGGCCACCUCAAAGUACCCAAGUCCUUUCAAGUCCCCGAGCGCGACCCGCAGUGGCCAACGCACAUUUGGAAGAUGCAGCUCGGGUGGGUCGUCAAGGACCUUCGCAACAAGGAGGAUACGAUGCCCCACGACCGCAAAUUGCAGCUCUUGCAGCUCGACUUUGUGUGGAAGAAGACGCCCGAGCUCGACCUUCUGGCACGGAACACGCCCGACCUGCUCGCCAACCUCCAGGACAGCACGUCGCACGUGGUCGAAAUCAUCUAAAUACCCUACCCCUCGGCGUUGAAUGUGUCUACGAGUACUGCUACUUAUAUCCAAUGCAGUAUGUAGUACCCACUGCCCAACGACUUGGCGAUGAGGAGCAGACACACAGCGCACUCUGCAGUGGCAGACCUAUACACGCGGACCGUUGUGCGGCCACGAACCCGCGCCAGUGCAU